AUUAAUUUUGCGAGGGAAGUCAAGGGUUCGACUCCUUUUCUUAGCCACUAGCUGUACUUUACUCCUUAUUUUUAAUUUUUUUUACCGAACUAAUGUUUUACUCCUUAUUCUCUUACUAUACUCUUUUUUGGACAGAAACCUAGAGUGCUUUUUUUUUUUUUUUUUUCCUUUUCCUUUUCCAUUUAACGUAUCUUUGUUGCUCUCUCAUUCUAAUGACUAAUCUCUUUAUUUAUCUUAAUUUCUUACACAAAAUUACACCAAAUUUUCUAUUUCUCAUAUUCACUAGUACAAUUGGCAAAUAUAGUCUAUAAAUUUAAUUGAUAUAGUUUUUAAACACAAGUUGCUGAAAAUUUAUGAAAAUAUAUUUUGCUAUAUUUUAGAAGAGAUCGAUAAUUGGCCUUGAAAGUACUACUAGUAUUGUAAAUGAAAUUGUAUUAAAAUAUGUAGCAGCAAUUCCUGAUUACAUAAGAAAUUUUGAACAAUGACUUAGAACCCGUUCUCUUUAGCUUAAAUUCAAUUCAGUUCAGCUCCAAUCAGUUCAGUUGAGUUUCUAAUUUCCUUCUUUCAUAAACAAUUCAGUUCAGUUCAGUAAAUCAGAACAUACCCUUACUUUUGAAUGGUCUUUAAACCACCAACUACUCCGUCCAAUAUAAAUGAGUACAUUAAAAAAAUAAUAAUAAACAUAGAGAUAGUGUAUGAUCUAAAACCCCAUCCGGCCAUUCUCCCUAAUCCAAAUUUAAUUACACUAUUGAAUUACGAGCCGAUUAUAACUUUAGGUCCAAAAUUGUGAUCAACUUCCAAAGAGUAAGGCAAGUAAUUUACCACAAUAAUUUCUUACAAUAAAUGAACCCCUCCAAUCCUCCAUCCUACCCCAAGAAAAAAUAAUUUCUUUUUACACACAAAAAAAUAUAAAAAUGCAAGAAAUAAAUACCUCUGAAAAUUAGUUGAAGCAAGUCAAGAAAAAGAAAAUUAAUAAUAAUUAAAAGCCAGAAGCAACCCAGCUGAGGCAAUCUUUUGCUCUGACUUUGAGCUAUAGGGGUGAAACAGAAAGUCACCAAAAUCUUACCAUUUUUGCAAUCUAUAGCUUACUUUCAGAAAUGAGUGACGAAUUAGAACCACUACAAAAUAAUGAGCAAGUAGUAGCUGAACCAGAGUCUGAUCAUGCAGUUGAACUUGAACCUGACCAUGAACCCAAAGUUGAUCCUGUACCAGAACUUGGAGUUGAACUUAAACCUGAACGUGAACCCGAACCUGUUCCUACAGAUUCCUGCCAGGAUGUUGAUAUCGAGCCACUUUCAGGAAAGCCUUACUUUCCUAUAGUUAUUGUGAAAUCACAUAUCGGCCUUGUUGCUUAUAAAUAUCAAGUGAUAUUACCUAUACAAUUUUCUCAAGCCCUUCCCAACAAAACAAUCCCGGUCAUCUUAACUCGUGGUGGAAAAAGUUGGGAGACAACUUAUUUAGGUGAAAAUGCACCGUCUUACAAAAGGUUCGACUCUAGGUGGAGAGCAUUUGCUGAGGACAACAAUCUAAAGGUUGGAGAUGUUUGUGUUUUCGAGCUCGUGGAACAAAGUGAUACUUUGCUCAAGUUCAAGGUUCAGGUCCUUCAAGGCGACUUUCCAUCUAUGUUACUAAACAAGGAAGAUGGUACCAUCAACAAUCCCAUAGUUGUUGAAUAAAAUUAGUCAUGCUUCUUUCUCUAGUAUGAUUUGCUAGGUUGUUUAUUAGUAAGUAGUCUUUUGUUAGCUUGUUUAUGCAAUAGCUGUGCUAUUUUACAUAUAGCUUGGUAUAGCGUAUGACCUCUCCGUUCAUGUGGUUUUUGUCUCACUGGCUCAAGCAAAAAUUGUAAUAUAUAGCUGCUAUGUAUAAUUGUAUACAAGUUAGAAUGGAAGUACGCGUAACGAGCAGGGUUUUGUUUU
Molecule: messenger RNA, 1916 nt
Organism: Chenopodium quinoa (quinoa)
Lineage: Eukaryota; Viridiplantae; Streptophyta; Magnoliopsida; Caryophyllales; Amaranthaceae
Product: B3 domain-containing protein Os04g0386900-like
Exons: 3
Coding region: 1098-1676 (192 amino acids)
Molecular function (GO): DNA binding
Source: RefSeq, a predicted model, not a curated record